AAGCCCCUAUGACUCUGGUAAAUGGCAGAAGAUUCCAGAACCAGGACAAAGACAAAAUGUCUUUUUUGUCGUCUUCACUAAAAUCUGAAUCUGUAUUUCCCUUUUCCACGAAGCGCAGCCACACGAAAUACCAAGUGGAACGUGAAUCGCAUAAAAAUACCCAUUUUUCUUGGUGACGAGCGAGGCUGCACAAAAAAAAAGUUCAAGAACAAGAUAUUUGGAAAUUUGACCAUUGAGAAAAAUGGAGAAACAAAAUUCUGAUUAUUGAAAUCAAAGAAGACAUGGAUUUGGGCUUAAUUGCUUCACAUAAUUGCCCUCCUGGAUUGGGGGCUGUUUUCAAUCCUGAACAUGGUUUCAGCAGGGUGCCAAAGGAAUUGCAUCCUUUUCUCCAACAUCGCAGUCCAAAUCAAGAUCUUGUAAAUUCUAAGUCCUUCAAUUUAUGCCUGCAGCAAAAGGAUGAGUUGAAACUCAGAGGUGGACUACUGGACUGUAACAAUUUAGCCUUGAAAAACUCUGUAAGGUCGACACUCAUUGAUGUUCAAGAUAUUCAUCCACAGUCCCUACUCAUGGGCUUCGGAAUUGCUGAACAAUGCACGAGGCAUGAGAAGAUAUUGGAGUUACUUGCAUCGGGGUCGAUUGAAGUAGACGAUGAUUUUCUAGAUUUGUCCAUGCUCUAUGAUCUGAUGGGGCCUCGACAACUCUUAACUGAUUCAGCUCAGCAACCAUUUACAUCUUGUUCCGAACAGUGUCUUUGUGAUACCAAGUCUCUCGUCUAUCCAGCAAGAGAACUAUACUUAAACGAACCCGUAUUAAAUGUAGUGGGAUCCAGGAGCAGUUGUAGAGAAAAUACAUUUCAUCAUAUGGCAGAUGAUAUGACUCAUGCAGUUCCUGCCAUUUCCGACCUUUACUUCUCAAAGAACACAGUUGCAUCCAGUAGGCGGACAUUACUGGUCCCUUAUUUUGAGAGGCGGAGAAGAGGGCGUCCUAAUACGGAUUCAUCAAAGCUUACAACAGAGAAAGUUGCACCUCCCAAGAGUCAUGUAAAAGUGAAGGCGAAGACCUCACAGAAGAGGAAGACCAGUCCCAAAAUGAUGAAGGAGAGAGAUAUAUCUUGCAAAAGCUACCUUCAUGCAUGUGAAAGUCUACUCUCCAUAAUUGUCAACAGGAAGCAGCAGGGCGGAAAUGCAACCAUCUCCUUGAAGAAAUCCAGCCCUCAGCUGACAGCUCACUGACCUUCUGACACGUUUUUCUGCCAGCAUUGCCGGAACUGGUGUUGCUGUUGUUCUAGCUGUUGUCUGCAGAGUUGUAUGCAACGGGGUGCCGUUCUGUGCAUCAAAGGUUUUGAGCGCCGGAUUAGGUUUAGGGCUAUUUUGGCUUUCUUCGGCUGUUAACAAAUUGAGGAGCACGGUUAUCUCUAUCAGCAAAUCUUCUGGGAAGUUGGGUGCUAAUGAAGAGGAAAUGAUAGAUCGUUUGGAUAGAAAUUUGAAGGACGUUUUCUUCCGAGCAGCAGCAGUGAUGAUGGUUGCAGUGCUGCAGUUGGCUUGAUCAAGGUUCGUUCUUGAAAGGCUUCGCAUUUCUCUGACGUUGCUGCUUCGAUUUUGCUUUGAUGGACGAAUAGCUCCACCUAGAAUUAGUUGACAAUAUAUAUCUAAUGUUAGCCCUGGUUUCUGUUUAUAUGAUUGUUGCGUAUUGGUUUGCUCCAUUUCGAGAUGUGCAAGUUUGCAAAUUUAUCUAUAAUAAAAUGAGAGCUAAGUUUAUCA
This is a messenger RNA of Salvia miltiorrhiza (redroot sage), 1760 nucleotides long. RefSeq lists its product as uncharacterized. Lineage: Eukaryota; Viridiplantae; Streptophyta; Magnoliopsida; Lamiales; Lamiaceae. The transcript is spliced from 5 exons. Bases 282 to 1232 code for a protein of 316 amino acids. The record is from RefSeq and is a predicted model, not a curated record.